AUGGACCCGAGAGAAAAACAGAUGAGACAGGGCAGACGGAACAACGCCGUCCGGUCCAUCGGCCAUUGCCCGGUGGAUGCGACAAGAACGGCGGCGUCGCCAACACCGACAUGUUCUUCGGCUAGCAUGCCAGCGACCGCGUUUUUUUCUCCUUGUUCUGCUGGUCUCGCCGUCGGUGGUUCUGCUCGUCGAUGGACCAACGGAGGGUCAGAGGCGGCGAUAGCCGCUGAGAAAGACAACAUCGAUGGUGUCUGUGACGACGGUGAAAGAAGUUCGCUCGCGGCGCCGACCCGCAAUAGCUCCCUCCGGCUAUCGAAGGUUUUCUGCGAAAAGGAUGACAUAUACGAGACGGCCGAUGACGGCAGCAGUGGAGGGCUUUUGCCGGAGGACUCGGCUAUGCCUGGUUCCCUCGCCCCAAGCAGUUCCACUUCGAGUGGAGCCCGCGGCGUUAUUCGCGGAGACGUCGGGAACAACCGCUGUGGCGUGCACGCGGUCGCCGUGGUGACCGGCGAAGAAGAGGGGGAACGGGAGGCGCGCUCGUCUUCAUGCAGGACGAAAGCCAUCCUCUCGGACCCUCCUUCACCGGUCCUGUUCAGAGCCGGGAACGACUACGACACGGGCGCGGAGGUGCUUAUACCGCCGGAGGGGCCGCGGGGGGUGGCCGCGGUGGUCUGCCCCCCGCCCAGGCUGAUACGGUUCCGAAUUACCCCCGAAGGUAGAGUCUUGGCAUCGGAUGCGGCGGUUGUGCCCAUCCUCCGCCGCAAGAGAAGAGGCCGGGGACGGCAACGGCGCGUGCGGGAGCUGGAUGCUGCUCCCACAGCCACUGCCUCCGUAUUGAGUCAAACCCUUGAAUUUGAUGGGGACGGAUGCAGCAGCAGCAGCGGCGGUGGUGCCCCCAGUCGCCACGACGAAGCUUUUUUCGACCGCUUGACCCAGAGGCAAGCGCGCGGCCAGGGUGAUGACGGCGGUAGCAGGACACCCGGCGGCGCUUUCAAGAGUCCGGCCCCUGACGCCAACGCGGCAAGCCACGGAAGAUGGAUCCCCCCGACCCUUGCAAGGAAGAGUUGCGCUUUUGAGGACGAAGAAAGCGACGACGACGACGAGAUGGCGGAACAGGAUGGCGGGGAGGGCAAGAACAUGGACCACAAGCGCACGCGAUCGGCGCCGGAUUCUAUUCUUCCUCGACCACACGCUCGGGGAGGGCGUGGGUUCGGCGCGUACUGUGAAGCGUUGCGGAAGGACGGUGAACACAGGAAGACACACCGGCCAGCCACGACGGUGGGCAUCGGCGACAACAGCGGUGACUCUCCCUCGCACUCCCUCGCACUCCACAACGGCGACACCACCAGCCCACGCAGCACGGUACCGCAGCCGAUACCGCGCGGGGGGGCUACAUGCGGCGGUCCAAGGUCGGCGCCCAGCAGCAGACGCGGUUCUGGCACCAAGCGGGGUGGGAAAGGGCGCGGAUAUACUGCCGUACUAGGAAGGCUGAAGGGCAUGCUGAACCUGGAGUCGAAGCUGAGGAGUCCUCCCGUGAGGAGGAGGAUGAGCAGGAUGGAGAUGCACAAGGCUUCCUUGAUUGCGGAGAGUUUUCGAUCCCCAGGGGGCUCUCCCCUCCAUUGGUCCUCCCCGCCCGGCCUCAAUGGUGAGGGUUUUCCGCAGGACGGCGUGCUUCCGGGAGCAGAAGACCCCAAUGGGCAACUGGAGCGGCCGCAGCAGAUGGGAGGGAGGAGGGGUGGCGGCAGGAGUAUGCGUGCGUGGCGGGCCAGGGGGCGGCGAAUGGCUGGAAGUCUCUAG
This is a messenger RNA of Ectocarpus siliculosus, 1797 nucleotides long. The record is from the annotation of a GenBank genome assembly. NCBI's taxonomy places the organism in Eukaryota, Phaeophyceae, Ectocarpales, Ectocarpaceae.